AUGGAAGGAUCUGAUAAAUCAAUUAGACUAGCUGAUUCUUCAUCAAACACAAAUAUACACUCGGGUUCGACUAUAGUUGACUCUGAUUUCACUUAUACACCAAUACCUGAUCCUUUGGCCGUUUAUGUACCUGUGGCAUCUCUUACUAAACCAGUAGUACGUUCUAUUCUUUUUGCUGCACUGAAAUAUGAAACGCGUGAUUGGAACCAUAGUCGGCGUACUCUACUUGCUUUCUUACUGGCAUUGAAUAAAAAACUCGAAGAAGUCAAACAAGGUACGAACACUGGACAGAAAAUCCAGGAACGAAUCAUCCGACAAGUUGAUGAUAUUCGCCAAUGGUUUGUCUAUGAGGACGAUUCUGGUAAUCUUGUAGAACCAAACUGGGAUGAACUUCGAGCAACAUAUCAAAAGAUGACUGUUGACAAAGUGGAUGAUACAUGGACAUAUUAUGGUGGUCAUAAAACUAAGCCCUACUAUGAAUUGAUCAUUAGUGUGGUAAGUUGGUUUAUCGAUUGA
Molecule: messenger RNA, 516 nt
Organism: Rotaria sp. Silwood2
Lineage: Eukaryota; Metazoa; Rotifera; Eurotatoria; Philodinida; Philodinidae
Source: the annotation of a GenBank genome assembly